AUGUUUAUCGAUGAUCUAUUUGGAAAAUAUCGGAAAACUGAACCAACUAGACUUUUGUUACUUAGAGCAUUUAUCGUCAUUGUAUUAGUGGCAGGUCUAACGGGAUAUAUUACAGCGCUUAUUAUAGAAAUAGCAAAUGAAACUCCAACCGUUAAAGUUACAUCCACAGUAGAAGAUAAUCUUCCAAUACCUGAUGCUAUACUCACAAUGACUUCAGCGUUUACUAUAUCAUGUGCAAUUAAGAAAAACGAUGGUUCAACGGAGAAUUGUGAUGGUUCUCUUUCUCAACCAGUUGAAAAAAACGGGAAAUAUUACGGUUCAUUCAAAGGAAAUAAUGAAUAUUAUUUUAUACCUAAGAGAAAAGACCCUAGUGCAAUUCUUUCGUUUGAGUUUACUUUAACGGCAAGUAAUUAUGAUGGUAAUAAUGGGGAAGUAACACUUAUUGAUCCUGAAAAAAAUCCAAUUAAUGUCGAAUUGGCUAGUGAAGUAACUGAUGAAAUGUUACAAACGCUUGACGUAACUACGCAAGAAAUUUUAAGAACUAAUUUGUAUUAUUUGGCAAAUAAUGCGAGAACAAAUAUAAAAUUUUCUCGUAAUAUUAAAGAAACAAUUAAAAAAAAAUUUACUGAUAUCCUCGGAGCGUCAACAGAAUUAGAACGACGACCUUUUAUCACAUCAAAUUUACAAUAUCUUCCACUCACCACGGGUUCUUCAAGUAAUUAUAUGGGAAUCGUUGUAGUUGAACCACAAAAUUAUAUAGUUGAAACAAAGACUGAAAUAAGGCAACGAACAAUAUUAACAGCUUUAGGUGUAAUGGGAGGUGCAUGCGAUACGAUUCGACCAUUUGGUUGCGUACAAUGUCUUCCAUGCAUAAAAAGUGCAUCACGAAAAAAAUUAAGGGAUAGAUUACGUAUAAUUCCACUUGUAGAUGAAAAAUAUAAUUUCCAAAAUACUGAUGAUGUAAAACUUCGUAUUGAUGCAUUGGAAGUUUUUUUAAGAGAAUAUGUAGUAGAUGCUGGUGUUUUGAAUGAAAUGGCAAAAUCUGAGACUCCAUCACAAACACAAUACACUUAUUCAUAG
Diversispora eburnea is the source of this 1080-nucleotide messenger RNA. The record is from the annotation of a GenBank genome assembly. Lineage: Eukaryota; Fungi; Glomeromycota; Glomeromycetes; Diversisporales; Diversisporaceae.